Diabrotica virgifera virgifera (western corn rootworm) is the source of this 3653-nucleotide messenger RNA. RefSeq lists its product as uncharacterized. The transcript is spliced from 4 exons. Bases 194 to 1270 code for a protein of 358 amino acids. Lineage: Eukaryota; Metazoa; Arthropoda; Insecta; Coleoptera; Chrysomelidae. The record is from RefSeq and is a predicted model, not a curated record.
UGGAUGCGCUUAAGUACAAAUUUGCCCGCAAUUGUAUUUGUUUAAGUGAGCAACUAAUGUUAUGAAAUAGCGAUUACAGUAAUUAGAAUCAAAGGUGUAAAGAACAGUGACUAAGAAAUGUGAACUACACCAAUUCAAUUAUUGAGUAUAAUAGUUUAAUUCCAAUAGGUAUAUCAAAUCUUGGGUGCUACCAAUGAGGACGAAGAAUUUUUUAUUUACAAUAUGUGUGAUAAUAUCUGUAAGCUUAAUAUUUAUUAUAUUUGGCCAACAAAAACCAGAAAGUAUUCAAAAUAUCGUCUCUUCAACAAAUGAACAGAUAAAGAACUUUAAGGAUAACUUAAGAGAUGCAGAAACAAAAACCUUAAAUGCAGACGAGAAGUACUUAAACCUCUUGGGAUUUACCGAAGAGCCCAGGUUGUAUCCAAGAGAUGUAUGGAAGAAUACGUCGUUACCUGUUGUAGUUACUUAUGUGCAUGAUGGAGAAGAGAGUCAAGCUAUUGGACUAAUUAUAAAUAUGGCGAGAGUGCUACCAAAUAAUACAAUUUUAGUAUAUAAUUUAGGCUUAGAUGACCAAGGAUACAAAUUGCUCACAAGUUUUUGCAACAACUCAAGAUGUCAAGUCAUAAAUUUUGAUUUGUCGCAGUUUCCACAACACGUAGAAAUGGACAUUCUUCGUGCAUACCGCCCAUUGAUUAUCCAGGACGCACUUCAUCAUACUGGAGCAAUAUUCUUCCUUCAAUCAAACUACCGCGUAACUCAAAAUGUGAUACCGACCUUAUUCGAGGAAAAAACUCUAAAAACAGGCAUCUUGGCGUGGCCGUUGAGCCUGAAAAACCCGGUGUCGAGCUUGACACACAAAAAGAUGUUCGAGUAUUUUCACACCGACGCCGACAACUUUCUUUUCCUCCAAAUGGUCAAGGCAGAAGCGCUUCUCAUCGUUAAUACAGACACUAUUCACAAACACGUGAUGUUACCGUGGGUCCAAUGCACGCUCACCCAAGAUUGCAUCAUUCCUAUCGGUGCCCAAUCGGCAGGUUGUAAGUUCGACAAGAAACCGCAGUACAGGUAUUCAGGUUGUCACAGCUACGACACGUCGGCCUUGAACAUUGUUCUCGGGUUGUUAUUCAAGCAGAACACUAGUCAGUACACUUGUAGUGAGCCCGCGAAUAUUUUCGAAAAAGUUAGUUUGGGUAAAGCAGAUGCGUUGCUCAGGAGGCUUGAGCUGAAUGCAACGACAGAGGGGAAGUUGACGGAUCUGACACACGAAUGAAGUUCGCGCGAAUGAUUGACUAGAGUUUUGGGGGUAAUUUAUUGUAGUAUAUUUGAAAAUGGAAGUGAAGAUUGUGUUCUUACAGUCGUACAUAAGUGCAACUAAAAACUUAAAAUUUAUUGACAAAAUUAUAGACAGUUGAAAAAAUAAGCAGGUUUGCAUUAUAGACCAAGAUAAAUACAAAAAAGUGGCAAAUGACAGUUUCCUUUAUCAUAUAAUGACAGAUAAGCUUCUAGGCAAAAUUACCUUAUCACUUUAAUCUCAAAGUUAAAUAAUAGGGCUUUUCAUUCAGUCAUUUGUUUCGAGCUUCUGUCAUAAUAUGUUGUAUAAUUAGUGUGACCAACACCAAUUCAGUUGAAUUCGGGACAAGACUGAAAAAAAUACUUGAAAUCCGGUACUGUUCGAUGAAAAUCGGGCCAUUUUUUAUUUUUUUAAAUAUAGGACUUAAUAUCAUCAUUUUAUUGAUUGUUUUUAUGUUGACAAUGAUAUUUUUAAUGGGAUUAAGCCACUAUUGGUUACAAUGAUAAUUAUAUUUUUGUUAGUUUUUGACGUUUCGACUUCCAAUCAUUCUCAAAAAAGGAAAAAUUGGAAAAUAAAGUGAUGUUGGAUUUCCAUGUAAAUAUUAUAACCUUAGGUUAAUAUCAAAAUGUAGUUAUCAUUACAACCAAUUGUGGCUUAAUCCCAUCAAAAAUAUAAUUGCCAAACAGGCCACAAGAAAACAGCUUUAAAACAUUUAAAAAUCAAUCCAGUCAUAUUUUAAAUUGACCUGAAAAGACAAAAUAUGAUGUAUUCUUGCAAUGUAAUUUUUUAAAAUCAUAAUUAUUGUCGAUUUUUUUUCGUCCCAACAAUUUAAUUUGAUGUGAAUACUUAAAAGAAUAACGAAAAAAAUAGAAUUUUGCCAAAAAGUUGAAAAUUCGGAUGGCCCGGAAGCCUUUUCCGGGACGCCGGGACACGACUUCGUAAUUCGUGCCAUGUCCCGGAUUUUUCGGGCUAGUUGGUCACACUAUGUAUAAUCCGUGUAUAUUAAUGUUAUACACAGAUUAUACAACAUAUGACAGAAGCUCGAAACAAAUGACAAUCGAUGAAAAGCCCUAUUAAGGAAUUAGCGCGUUCAUACUGUAAAUUAGGUAAUUACUGUAUAUUUUUAACAAUUUUCUGCCUCUAAAUUCGGCUUCAACUAGCUUAUGUUAGAGGUUAGAGUGACAACAUAAUGUGUAAGUUUUCGUUAUCGGCAUACUUAAAACACUGAGUACUGAAUGGUAUAGUCGGUUCGCUAAACUCAGACACAACUUUCUAGUGAUUUUAGUAAGUAAUUUUGCCAAUUUGGUAAAAUUGGCAAAAAAAAAUUACUAAAUAGUUAAUAAUUACUAUAUAGCUAGUAAUGUUGCCAAUUUUGGAAAAAUUGUCAAAAAAAAGUACGUAGUAAAAUCACUAGCCAGAUGUGUCUGAGUUUAGCGAACCGACUAUACUUGAUACUUAAAGAUAAAAAAGGAAAUAAAUGUCAACUGUCAAAUUUUUAACAUAAAUGUCAUUAAUUUCAAUUGUCACAUUAUUGUCAAGUAAACCGUAAAGUUGGAUUUAUAGUUUGACGUAGCGUAGACGUAGACGCAACGGAGACGCACUGGAAAAGAUCAACACCGAAUUUUGUGUACUCGUGUUUAUAAAUGAACGCAAGCGCCUGACAGAACGUAAGAGAAACGCAACGGAAUGGAAGAGUUCACCAACUUUCAUCUUUUACAGUGCGUUUCUUACGUCUGGCCAAUCAAAAGGAAGAAUUUUGUUCUGUCACCCAAAGUGGACACGCCCUCAUCAAUUUUGUAAAGGUAAAGUUGUUUAUCAACAUAUUCGAAUUUUGUUAAUUAUUUGUUAAUACAAUGGAUGUUAAGUUAUUAAUUUAAUAAAAAUAUAUCAUAGUCAUUUCAAUAUUUCAGAUAAACAUGAGUUGUUUAUUAGCCAAAUUCGGGGUUAUCCACACAUAAUAUAUGAUAGGUAAAUCCAAUAAACAUUUUAAAGACCAGGAAAUGAAACAAAAUAGUUGGAAAUCCCACGGCAUGCGGCACCAGGCAUACCUUCGUUUAUUUCCUAAUCCAUGUAACACACAAAACAAAUAAAUACACUAAGCACCAACAUUAACGCACCACCUUAAAAAUGGGACAUUUUUGAUGUCUUGUAUUUCCUAAACCUGUUGUCCGAUUUUAGUGAUUUUUUUAAUAUGGUAUAGCUUUAUUCUUCAAGAAUAUCGAUGUAAUAAUAUUGUUGCUAACCAGAUAAGUGUCAUUGUAUACCGGGUGUAACAAUGAUAGUGUGUUUUUUCCUCAAAGUUUGGAACACCCUGUGGAAUAUUCUGGCAUAUAUAAAAUAUUGAAAUUAAAACUCGACUGUA